Molecule: messenger RNA, 2542 nt
Organism: Scylla paramamosain (green mud crab)
Lineage: Eukaryota; Metazoa; Arthropoda; Malacostraca; Decapoda; Portunidae
Product: RNA-binding protein 42-like
Exons: 9
Coding region: 117-1928 (603 amino acids)
Molecular function (GO): mRNA binding
Source: RefSeq, a predicted model, not a curated record
AUUAGUAAACACAACGUUGUGAAGAGUGAGGCGAGCCGCAACCUGCCACCUCUCAAGGCUUCUGUUUUUAUAAUUUUUUACCGAUUAUUCUUCUCUCCCAGACAAAGUUUUUAACAAUGGCCAAUCACAACGACAAAAGAAGACAGCUGGAUGAUGAAAUGUCGCGGUUUGAGGCAGAGAUAUCUGGUCCUCCCGGCAUUGGGGGGGUGCCGCCUCUGCAGCCCCCGCCUCCGCCGCCCCGCACUGUCAUUGGCUCCAACACCUUCACACAGAUCCAGCAACAGCUGCAGCAGCAACACAUUGAGCCGCCUGGCACCACCGGCAGCCCCCACAGCCCCCACACCGGUGGUAUGCCAGGCCUGCCGGCACCCCCUGGACCCCCCGGACCACCUGGACCCAGGCCGCCGGGCACCACCAAUAGCAGCAAUGGUGUGCCACCACUGCCACCACCCCCACCACCCCCAGGGGGUUUCAUUGGUCCUGAUGUGGGUCCCAGGCAGCCCCCACCUGGCCCCUGCAGUGUGCCACAGCAGCAGCAGCAGCAGCAGCAGCAGCAGUCACAGCAACAGCAGCAACAGCAGCAGCAGCAGCAACAGAGGCCUCCACCACCACCACCACCGGGCUUCAUCCCACCACAGCUGAGCCGCCAGCAGCUUCCUCCCAAUAUGAUGGAGGAUGGGUCGCACCAGAUGGGUCCUAUGAUGGGGGGUGGACCUUCAGGCUUCAUGAGACCCCCAGGGCCUCCCAGACACAUGGGGCCACCGGGACCCCCCAGACACCCUGGGAUGCCUGGCCCUCCCAGACACCCUGGGCAGCCCAGGCACCCUGGCCCUCCCGGUCCUCCAGGGUUUGGUGGCCCCCACCAUGGCCCACCCAGGCCAGGUCCUCAUGGUCCUCCUGGUCCUGACCAGGGGCCCCAUGGUCCACCCAGCCAUAAUGUGCCUGGCAUGGGGCCACAGGGGCCACCCAUGCAUGGCGCCCCAACUGGCCCUGGCCCAUCCACACAAAACUUUGGUCCCUCUGGCCACAACCAGAUGCCUUCCAACCCCCCUGGCCCCCUGCUGGGAGGGCCAGGUGGCCUCCUGCCCCCUGGUGUUGGCCCCCUGAGGGGUCAUCCUCCUCCCCCACCCCCUCCCCCAGGUGUCCUUCAGGCACAGCAGCAGCAGCAGCAACAGCAUGGCCCAAACCUUCCCAGCGCUCCCUUUGUGCCUCCAAUCAUCUCCAAGCCGCCGGCCAUCAUCAGCUCAGCCCCCAAGCUGUACACGUCCCAGCCGGUGAAGCAUGAGGCCAAGCCGGCCGACCUGCCGCCGCCUGUCAUCGGUGUGAGUGUGCCGCCGCCUGCCGUGGUGCUGCCAGACUCUGGCCCUGAGCCAAAGAAGAAGAAGAUGAAGCCGGACGUCCCCACCACACCGACCCAGGCGGCGGCAUUCUUGACUCAUGCACAGGAGAUGGCAGAGAAGGUGCGAGCCAGUACAGUGACAAUAGUGGCCCGGCCUGAGGGACUGAACCCCCCCCAGGGUGAGGAAAAGAAGAAGGAAGGAAAGUCUCGAAACAAGAAGAACCUGAGGUGUGCGGGUGGCCAGAUCUGGGAGGACACUUCACUGGGGGAAUGGGACCACGAUGACUUCCGGAUCUUUUGUGGUGAUCUCGGGAACGACGUGACAGAUGAACUGCUGACGCGCUACUUCAGCCACUUUGCCUCUUUUGCCAAGGCCAAGGUGGUGAGGGACAAGCGCACCAACAAGAGCAAAGGUUACGGCUUCAUCAGCUUCUCUGACCCGCAGGAUUACAUUCGAGCCAUGAAGGAGAUGAAUGGGAAGUACGUGGGUUCGCGCCCCAUCAAGCUGAGGAAGAGUACCUGGAAAGACCGGAACGUGGACAUGGUGCAGAAGAAGCAGCGGGAGAAGCAACUCCUGGGCCUUAAGUAAACACACACACACACACACACACACAUUUAAUUACUCACUACUACGCUACUCUUCCUCCUCCUUCCUCCUAUUUUUCAUCUUCCUCUUCCUCUUCCUCUUCCUUCUCCUCAUCCGCAGCCUCCUGUUAUUGUUUGGUCUUCCUUUGUAUUCCUUUGUGUAUUCCUCCUCCACCUACUACUACUACUACUACUACUACUACUACUACUACUACUACUACUACUACUACUACUACUACUACUACUACUACUACCACCAAAACCACCACUGUUAUACCAUCGCUACUACUACUACUACUACUACUACUACUACUACUACUACUACUACUACUACUACUACUACUACUACUACUACUACUACUACUACUAGACACAUACACAGGGCCACAAUAUCAGUGCGUGUGCCUCUGCUCAGUUCUUCCUCCCCUGCAAGAUUUCGAUCAAAACAGGAAAGGUUCAUAAGAAUUUGCGAUCUGACGUAAAAUUUGUACCGCCUGGGAAAUCUUAGUAAUACGAGGGGGAAGAUUAUUAUUAUUAUUAUUAUUAUUAUUAUUAUUAUUAUUAUUUGUUUUUAUUUUAGUGAAUAAAUGAGAGAUAGAAGUUGGAUUUUCAAGAGUG